AUGAAGACACUGAUCCCAGCCAACAGUCAGAGCCAGUGGAGCCGGACCAGUGAGUUCAGCAGGAUGAUGCAACACCAGGAGGCGGACCUGGUCACCACCCACGAGCUGGGGCAUAACUUUGGCGCGGAGCAUGACCCCGACAACCUGCCGGCCUGCGCUCCCACGGACGACCAUGGGGGGAAGUUCAUCAUGUACCCCAUCGCUGUGAGCGGGGACCAGAUCAACAACAAGCACUUCUCCAGCUGCAGCAAGACCUCCAUCGGUAAGACGCUGAGCUUCAAGGCUCACGAGUGCUUCAAGGAGCGCAACAGCAAGGUAUGCGGAAACUCACGCGUGGAGGAAGGGGAGGACUGCGACCCGGGGCUGCUGCACCUCAACGACGACCCCUGCUGCACGGCCGAGUGCAAGUUCAAAACCAAUGCGCAGUGCAGUGACAGGAACAGCCCGUGCUGUAGGGCCUGCGUGUUUGAGCAGGCGGGGAAGCGCUGCCAGGAGGCCAUCAGCGCCACCUGUAAGGGCGUGUCCAACUGCACAGGUGAAAGCAGCGAGUGCCCGCCCCCGGAGAAUGCCCCUAACGACACCCAAUGCGUGGACAUGGGCAAGUGCCUCUCCGGGGACUGCAACCCCUUCUGCGAGGCGGUGCAAAACCUGCAGUCCUGCGCCUGCAACGAAACGGAGAACUCGUGUAAAGUGUGCUGCCGGGGGAAAGACGGAACCUGCUCUCCGUUUAUGGAGGCGGACGACAACUUCCUCUACCUGCGCAAGGGCAAGCCCUGCACUGUGGGGUACUGCGACGGGAGUGGAAAGUGCAUAAAGUCAGUGCAGGAUGCGAUCGAGAGGCUUUGGGAUUUCAUCGACAAGCUCGACAUAAACACAUUCGGGAAGUUCCUGGCUGACAACAUCGUGGGCUCCGUGGUCGUCUUCUCUCUCGUCUUCUGGAUCCCCCUCAGUAUUCUUGUUCACUGUGUGGACAAGCGUCUUGACCAGCAGUAUGAGCAGCAUCAGAGCAAGCCCUACCUCUUCCCUCCCAGUAGUCAAGAAAUGCAGAGCGGCCUAGAGGGGGGACACAUGCCCCUCAUCAAACAGCCGCCCUCCUUCUCCGGCGGCCCGACCGCGCCCUGCUUCCAGCCGGGUUCAGACCUGUCCCCGCAGCCCCUGACGGGCCCGGCGGGGGCCUCCCCAUCGGGCAGCAGUGUUACCCCGGGCCCAGGCCCGAGCUCCGGCCUCCCCGGGGGGACCAGGAUGGACACCAUCCAGGAGGACAGCAGCACCGAGUCUCACCCCGGAGAGGAGGGCCCCCCGGGGGACGGGCAGCCCACCGUCGCAGCCUGCUGGUCGGGUACGAAGUCCUCCUGCGAGGAUCCGAUCGCGCGGAGCCCGGGGGGGCGGGAGCGCCGGCCGCUCCACAGGCAGGCCUGCAUUGACACCAAGGAGACGGAGUGCUGAGCCACGCCACACGAGGGAACACCCCCCCCC
Molecule: messenger RNA, 1476 nt
Organism: Gadus chalcogrammus (walleye pollock)
Lineage: Eukaryota; Metazoa; Chordata; Actinopteri; Gadiformes; Gadidae
Product: disintegrin and metalloproteinase domain-containing protein 17-like
Exons: 10
Coding region: 1-1446 (481 amino acids)
Biological process (GO): Notch signaling pathway; membrane protein ectodomain proteolysis
Cellular component (GO): plasma membrane
Molecular function (GO): metalloendopeptidase activity
Source: RefSeq, a predicted model, not a curated record